AGAAUAAAGGUGGAGAUGAGGGGUGGGGUAAGAGAAGCCCCAAAUCCCAAUCGUCAGCCUCCCCUUCGCUCUCUACCUUCUCGUUCCGCCCGUUGACGAGCUGGCGAUCGCGGUGGCGAAUUAGGGUUUCGCCCCCGCCCGUAGGCAGGGAGAAAGUGACGAUGGCUCCCGCGGCCAACGAGCGCCUCGAGCUCGCGAGGCUCUGCAGCGGCAGGAACUGGUCCAAGGCCAUUCGAGUGCUGGAUUCCAUCGUUGCCAAGUCCUCGUUGGUCCAAGACAUCUGCAAUCGAGCCUUCUGCUACAGCCGGUUGGAGUUGCACAAGCACGUGAUCAAGGAUUGUGAUAAGGCUCUGCAGCUGAAUCCUAAUGCCCUUCAAGCUUACAUACUUAAAGGCAAUGCACUGUCAGCUUUGGGAAGAAAAGAAGAAGCUUUGCAUGUAUGGGAGGAAGGCUACCAAAAUGCUGUUUGUGAUUCGACAGAUUUGAAACAAUUGCUUGAGUUGGAAGAGCUAUUGGCAGGUACUAGGGAAUCUCCAUCGUUUGCUGGUGAAGACCACUCGAUGGAUGCAUCAUCAUGUGAAACAAAGGUUGUUGUCUCUGAAGAUCACAUCAUGGAUUCCUCAAGUACAAAUGUGUCAACUACUGAAACUGAAGCUAUUAUCUGUGAAGACCAUGGUUCUAGCGGUGUUACAAAAGUUGUCGUCUCUGAAGAUCAUGUCACAGAUUCUCGUAUAAAAAAUUCAUCAACUACUAAUGCUGAACACACCACGAAUUCUUCCGGUGUUACACCAUCUGACAAGGAGUCAGUUAACGGUCAUAAAUUAGAGAAUACACAUGAAAUCUGCAGCAAACCUGUUGAUAGCACAGAUAUUUUCAGUAUGUACAAUGACACUACCAAAUUGGGUCGGAAGGUUGUUGUUACUGGUAUUCAGAAGACCAAGUCGAUAAGCUUGGAUCUCCGAUUAUCACGAGGCAUAUCGCAGGUAAAUGAAGGAAAUUAUGACCAGGCUCUCUCCAUUUUUGAUCAGAUCUUAAGGGAAACUCCUGAAUAUCCGGAGGCUUUAAUCGGAAGAGGAACAGCAUAUGCAUUCCAAAGAGAACUUGAUGCUGCGAUUGCUGACUUCACCAUGGCUAUACAAUCCAAUCCAUCGGCUGGGGAAGCUUGGAAGCGACGUGGGCAGGCACGUGCUGCGUUGGGAGAAUUUAUGGAGGCCAUAGAAGACUUAACCAAGGCAUUGGAGUUUGAACCAAACUCACCAGAUAUUUUACAUGAAAGAGGAAUUGUUAAUUUUAAAUUCAAGGACUAUAAUGCUGCUGUUGAUGAUCUUUCUAGAUGCAUAAAACGUGCUAAGAAAAAUAAAUCUGCUUACACAUACCUGGGUCUGGCAUUAUCAGCAAUUGGUGAGUAUGGUCAAGCUGAAGAGGCUCACCUUAAAUCACUACAUCUUGAUCAAUGUUUCCUUGAUGCAUGGGCCCAUCUUGCACAGUUCUACCUGGAUUUGGCUAAUUCAGAAAAGGCCUUGCACUGUCUUGAAAAAGUUUUACUUGCUAACGGAAGGUUUGCUAAAGCAUAUUACCUACGUGGUCUACUUUACCAUGGGUUGGGGCAACAUAGGAUUGCAAUAAAAGAUUUAUCUCUUGGACUCAGUAUUGAAAACUCAAAUAUAGAGUGUCUAUACUUGCGUGCUUCAUGCUAUCAUGCCAUUGGAGAAUAUGGAGAUGCGGUUAAGGACUAUGAUGCUGUUCUGGAUUUGGAACAUGAUUCCAUGGAUAAAUUUGUACUACAAUGUUUGGCCUUCUAUCAGAAAGAACUUGCUUUAUAUACUGCAUCGAAGGUCAACAGUGAAUUUUGCUGGUUUGAUAUUGAUGGUGAUAUUGAUCCACUUUUUAAGGAAUACUGGUGUAAACGACUGCAUCCACAAUAUGUAUGUGAGAGGGUAUAUAGGCAACCUCCCUUGAAAGAAUCCCUGAAAAAGGGUCGCCUAAAGAAGCAAGAUUUUGUUGUUACAAAGCAUAAACAAAUUCUGCUACAUGUGGCAGAUGUUAUUGGCCAGAAGAUACAAUAUGAUUGUCCGGGUUUCAUGCAAAAUAAUCGUCAGUAUCGUAUGGCUGGGUUAGCUGCUAUUGAGGUGGCUCAGAAGGUGGCAAAGUAUUGGCGCUUUCUUCGAAAUGCAAAUAAGAAUGGUAAAAAGACUAGGAAAAAGGAAAGACUCAAUAUAGUGAGUCAAAAUAGAGGUGGUGCAUGCUGUACCACUAGUGGCUUAUCAGAAACUUCUUCAUAUGGUUCAAAUGAAGACAAAUAUGCUUCUGCCCGUUCUCUUUCUUGGCAAGAUGUUUACUCUGUUGCUGUAAAAUGGAGGCAGAUCUCUGAACCUUGUGACCCUGUUGUCUGGGUAAAUAAGCUAAGUGAGGAGUUCAAUUCUGGAUUUGGUUCUCACACACCGAUGCUUCUUGGGCAAGCAAAAGUUGUCCGUUACUAUCCCAACUAUCAAAGGAUAUUUGAUGUUGCAAAGUCUAUCAUCAAAGACAUAAAAUAUGUGAAUAAUGCAGCAGAUAAAAUUAUUGAUCUCUCAGGAGCUGGGAAAUUACAAAAGAUAAUACAUGCAGGAUCCUGCUCUGACUUGUAUGGUGUAAUUGAUGAAAACUUCUGGGUGGGUACUACUUGUGAGAGCACAGCAUUUGAGGGGAAGCAUCUUGAAGGGACAAGAAUUACUCUUCAGAAAAUGGAUAAGAUAGGAUUUGAUUUUGCGAUUCGGACACCCUGUACACCAUCUAGAUGGGACGAAUAUAGCGAGGAAAUGGCAACAGCAUGGGAGGCCAUCUGCAGUGCCUACACCAGCGAGAUAUAUUCGUCGACCGACCUUACUAUGCUCGAGAAUGUGAAAGAUGCAAUCCUAAGAAUGACUUAUUACUGGUAUAACUUCAUGCCGCUGUCAAGAGGUUCUGCUGUGGUUGGUUAUAUAGUACUGUUGGGGCUAUUUCUUGCAGCCAACAUGGAGGUCACUGGAAGCAUCCCUCCGGGUGUUCAGGUUGAUUGGGAGGCCAUACUAUCGCCCAACCCGGACGUCUUCUUGUCCUCCAUUAAACCUUGGCUCUAUCCAUCAGUCAGAAUUAACACGGCUUGGAAAGAUUAUCCAGAUAUAACCUUGGCAUUUGCUACGACAGGAUCCAUUAUUGCUGCUUUAAGUUCUUAUGAUGCUUAAGCUUGGUUCUGUUAAAAUCCAAGGAAUGCCACCGCUUUUACAAUCAUCUGUCUACUUGUCUAUUUAAAUUGGCCAUGUGGUGCUUUUGGAAUUCUGACGUUUGGUUUCAUUUUCUAUGUCCAGAUGUAUUUUUAUUGUCAUUCACUAGAGUUGUAUCGAGUACUAUAUAUAUUUAUGUAUUGAAGUAAAUGUUGUGUUGUGAAUUGAAAUAUAGGUUAUUGUUAAACAAGUUGCGGUAUGUUUUAA
Messenger RNA from Musa acuminata subsp. malaccensis (wild Malaysian banana), 3449 nucleotides. RefSeq names its product suppressor of RPS4-RLD 1. The record is from RefSeq and is a predicted model, not a curated record. Gene Ontology annotation, biological process: negative regulation of DNA-templated transcription. Gene Ontology annotation, molecular function: protein binding. NCBI's taxonomy places the organism in Eukaryota, Viridiplantae, Streptophyta, Magnoliopsida, Zingiberales, Musaceae.